This is a messenger RNA of Apis mellifera (honey bee), 5389 nucleotides long. RefSeq lists its product as uncharacterized. The record is from RefSeq and is a predicted model, not a curated record. The transcript is spliced from 16 exons. Lineage: Eukaryota; Metazoa; Arthropoda; Insecta; Hymenoptera; Apidae. Bases 292 to 4638 code for a protein of 1448 amino acids.
UCGAGGGAGGGAACGGAGCGUGGAGAUAGUCGACGAGGACGCUGGGUGGUGAGUGCCACCGUAACCGGGUCCUCCUCAGGGGUCCUACCGUCAGGACCACGGACAAUUUUCUCAUUUUUUUCCUUCCCGUUUCUACACGCGUUCUACCGCGAAAAAAAGGGGAGAACAACAAGAGAGAAGGACAGAUCGAUAGAACCGGCGGCAGCGGCGGCCAGUGUGCUUUUGCUUGCUCUCGCCUGUGCUUCGUCUCCACGCGGGGAAUCGAGAGCACACACCGGGGUGCGGCCGACGAUGGUGAAGGCCCCGACCAUGGGUCCCUCGACCGGCACCCAGGGGAUCAGGAAGAUUCACCCUGGGCCCGAAAUCGCGAUGAAUCCGAGGAAUCUGCCGACCGCGAACGCUACUACACCUCCCAGCAUCCGAACAGAUGGCAAGACCACCUCUAUGUAUCAUCCUCAGGUGGACGUCUCGACUCAGGUGGAUCUGCAAGCCGGUUUCGUGGCGCCAGCGGGCAGCAUCAGCAUCGACUGGGAUCGUAGGGCGACCCCCCUUUACUCUCGCGAGGACAUCAAGGAGCAGUAUUGCAUAACCAGCCGGCAAUUGGACGCGGUCGAGAAGUCUGGGGGUGGGUUCUUCGGCUGCCUGUCGACCAGGGGCCCGUCGCCGUGCGCCUCUGCCAGAACCUCGAUACUCUCCGCCUGCGUGAGGAGCGUGCCCAGCGAUGAGAACCUCUGCGACGCCCCCUACCCCCGCCGAUCCCUCCAGAUCAUGUAUCGUCAACCUUACCCGACCUACUCGAGGGGUUUCUCUCGUUACGACUUGGAGGACGAAGCCGACUGGUUCGAGAGUUCCUACUUCAGGCGCAGACCGAGAUCAUUCUGCACCGUCCCCGAUCCGAAAAGAUACACGUGGCUUCCAGAGGACGAGGAAUCGACCAAGUUGGAGGGUCCUCGGCCGGUGUUGCCCCCGGCCCCACCCCCACCCACGUCGCAAGCGCCGAAAACGAAACACGUGAGCUUCGCGAGAUCGUACACCCUUACGUCGUUCGACGUCCCAAGGAGCAGAAGCCCGCCAAGGCCGCAGAACCAGGAACGCCUUAUAGAUUCCCAGCCAACGAUGCAGAACGCCAUGCUCCCCUCGGCCUUACCCUUGAUGCAUCCGUACGCCGCUAACGAGCCCCGAGUUAUUGUCCUAGAGAAGCCACCGAAGCGCGGCACGAUGAAAACCCAGGCGACCCAGACCGAGAUCCCGGCCGUGUUCCGUGCCCGUGUCCCCGUCACCCUCAGCCCGAGGACGAUACACCGCGUGAAGAUGGUCUCGCAGGGGGCUCAGACGAACGGCCUGUUCAACGGCAGGAAGCUGACCAAGAGUUACUCGGAGGCAGGCCAGCUGGGCACGCCUUUGGGCCAGGCAGGUGGUGCGGGCAAGGAUGGGGAAGAGCACCACGAGCCCCUUCACAGGACGCAGAGCGAGGAACCGCCGAGGUCUCCCUUUCUCGUCGACACGCCACCCCCCCAGGGACACGUCGUGGACGAGCCGUUAACCAACGGGGACAUCUCGGAGCCUAUCAUGGCCGUCUCCCAGGGUCGGAGAAGAUCGUACGAGUUGGACGACCAAGAGAUCCUGAUCGACUUCAAACCAGCGCCCGUGUCGCCGGACGCCCGCGCCCUUUUGAACCGGAUGUCCCAGACGGGAAGGAGGUUCCUCCCGUUGCAGAAGACGCUGUCGGACGGGGAGAUCCGGGUUGAGAGGCGCGAAUUGAUCGGGGAGGCCGGCGAGCCGAGUUAUCCGCACACGUGCAGGAGGAACCACCAGGACCCCUGGGGAAGGACCGUCAGAGCACCCGUCCAAUUCUCCUCCACGCCCGAGGAUCUGUCCUUGCUCAGGGUCGCUUCGCCCCAAGAGGAUCAUCCCGAGGAGGAGUUUCACGAGAAUCUCAUCAGGCGAGGACUGUUCCGCAAAAGGAGCGUAUCGUUGGAAGAUGGCGUGCAAGGAUUGGCAUCCGACGAUUUUAUGCUACCCAGAUCGCUUCCCACGUCCCCUACAUCGCCGACAGCGGUAUCAGCGCCACGAAGGAUUUUACAAAGCCCAAAGGACUACGAGUCGCCGACACGCCCGUUGCGGCAAACCGGGCAAAUUUGCCCGUUACUUUUCGGCCCUGGAACCGGGAUAUCCGGCAUGAUCACAUCUCCGUUCGCAUCGAGCGAUUCGUUAACGAACGACGUCACGAGGGACCACAGCGACGGAAUUUGGAACGAGUCACAGGCGACCGUGCUCCAGGCAGACUCGUUGGCCCUUUUGACACCGUCCUCGAGGAGAAGGCACCUACUGCUUCUCCAGCAUCAGCAACGUUCCUCGAUGGACACCGAGGCGCUCGAUAUCGAAGAGACGAUGGAAUCGCGCCCAUCGAGUCCAAGGAUACGCCUCGAGGCUGCCACGCCUAUUCAACCGUUAACGCCAAGGCAAUUACUUCUCAGCGUCGAAUCGUGCGUCACGUCGAUGAACGGAAGGCCGAGAGGCGGAUUCCGUCGUCCAAGCCCCGGGCCCCCCUUGUCCCAGCCUCAGUCGCAAUCCUCGAGCGAGUUCGGGCUGAGCCUGGCGCGGACCGACUCGGGCGGCCGGACCAACACGGACCUGUCCGAAACCUCGACGACCGAGGACUACGUCACUGCCAACACCUCGACCGAGACCGGGACCACCACGGGCACUUCCGCAACGACCAGCUCCUGGUCGAGGCCCCCGCAGACGUCGAGCGCAGCGGCCUCGGCCUCGGCGACAGCCACUGCCGCGGAGGGAAGCUCGUUCGAGAGCGCCAGCUCCAUUUACAGCCUGGCUCGCAGCGAGGCCGUCGUUGAAGAGCCAUGCAGCCCGCCACCGAUAUUGGAGGAAACGGAAAUUCCAUUUGGAUUGGAGGUACCCCCGUCGCCAGCCAGGUCGACGAGCAGCAGCAGCUCGGGCAGUUACGACCUGAAAGAUGCGAUGACAGAUCCGGGUCAGGAGGUUGAGCAGCAAACGGCGCCGCCGAGCGGACACACCUCAGAGACGGAGCUGGAUCAUGACGAAGGCCACCGCUCCUCUUCGGGCGGCUACGCCGAGUCUCCGCCGGAUCUGCGCGGUUGGACGGAGGAGGAGAGGCGUAGACGAAGGAAGACGUUCUCCCUCGACUUUCUGGGAAGCGGCGCGGGCGUGGAGCGGGGCGCGGAUUCGUACGGGGAGGGCGUCGAGUUGAGCCCAACGCCGAGCCAUCGUCACAGGCCGAGGGGGAAAUCGACGAGCGCGAGAAGCCCGCACAAGAACAACAGGAAGCGGGACGCGGCGAUAACGUCCGUGCAACAAUCGGCGCAGCAGCAGGCGCAGCAGCAACAGCAACAGCAACAAAUGAUCAGCAGGAGCCCGCAGAAGGAGGACUGGCGCGUGGAGCAAGGGGAGGAUGGGGGCCACGUGCCCACCUCGGAUGAUUCCAGCUGCAGCCACCACUACCACAUGCACCAUCACCAUCAUCAUCACCUGCAUCGCGAGGGAGCCGACGGAAGGCACAGGAGGACGAGGGAGAGCCCCAGGAGGAAGACCACUGGUUACGUUUCCACCAGGAGGAGGAGCAACGAGUGGGAUUUUCCAGACAAGAACGCGGCCAUAACGGGGAGCCUGCCACGAAGGAGGUCGCGGGCGGCUGACGACAUAAUGUGCUCGAGGUUGAGCCCUGGCCGUUAUCAACGGAGUCCGGGGCACAACGGGCAAAGGGCGGUGAUUGUCGAGUCGCAGAGCCCCGAGGCUAGAUUGAAGGCCCUCUCAGCGGAAUCGUUGAGGUCCGUCAGCCCUGGGAGCGACAGUGUUUUCUACAGCGAGGGGGCGGACCAAUGCUUGACCAUCGGCGCCCUUGACGCCCCCCAUUGCCACCACUGCGGCAGAGAGGUCUCGGAAGAGAUCGUUCGACCGCCGGCAGGUUUCGCGGACUCCCCCGAAGGGCACAGAUCGUCCACGUCGAAGCACGUGCCCGGCCACCGGCUCUACAAGAAGUUCGACAAGAGGUACCGGUCGGAGGAUCGCGGGGACAGACGGCACAGGCGCAGCAGCGCGGGCAGAUCGGACGUCAGAGCGAAAUCGGAGGAGAGGGUGGCGUCGAGGCGAGGCAGCAGGGGGAGCAUCGACGACACAGCCGCUGGAAGGAAGAGGCUUCACGCGAGGAGCACCGACGUCAGCUUGGAGAUCCUCACUGGUCGGGAGGACGAGGACACGUAUGUGGAGCCGUACACAAGCAGCGAGUGGAUUUACAUCGGCGAUCUCGAGGAGAGCCACGUGUGGAAGAGGCCGGACGGCAGGGAAACGGACGACGAAGUUGGGUUGGAGAGCGUGGCGAAGGAGAGGAGGGGCUCGCAGGAGUCGACCGAAAGCGAGAGAAACUUCAGGAAAAAGUAUCAGGCUACGACUCAGAGGAUAGUGCACCGAAAGAUCAGCGGGGAGAUGUAUAAGAGGAUACAGACCAAGUGUUUCGAUGAAUUAUUUUAUUUUCGUCGUUCCAUCUGUCCGUACGAGGUGAUAAUAUAUUUGUGGGACACUUUUGGAGGAUUCCAGAUCAAUAUGAAAGUUGGUAUACAAAAAAAUGUAGAUUAUUCAUUAAGUUACAUGAUAAAAUAUUGAUAUUUUUAUAACGUAGUUAGAAAUUAUAUUAUAUGUAUGGGAAACGUGAGAAAUAAGUAUAGCAUACUUUUGAAAUUCAUACCAUAAACUAUGUAUAUAAGUAUGCAGAAUAUGAAGAGAGACGAAGGUAAGGAGGAUAUUCAAAAGCAAAACUAAUAUGUGAAAUGUUAAGUAUGACGGAUAUAGGUUAACUUUUAUAAUUGAAAGGAAUGCAAUUUGAAUUAUGAAUAAUUUUAUUUGGAAAUUUAAUUGGAAGCAAAAAUUUGUUUCAAAUAUUAUCUUUCAAGGAAAGGUAUUGUAUAAUUAUUAAUGGAACAAUUAUCCUUAUAAUUUUUCCAUUCCAUAUUUUGUCAUAUAGGGAAACUUGCUAAAUUUUUGAUAAUUUAUACGUCAAUGAAAUAUUUAUUAAAGAUAUAAAAAUCAAUAUAAUUCAAAUAAUAAUUUUUCUUAUAAUUAACGAAUAAAAAUCAUUUUUGACAAUUUAAUUGAAAGAGUAUUGUCAUGGAAAAAGAUGAUAAAGUGAUAUCGAAGUAAAAAUAUUUAUUUUUCCAUACCUUUUUAUUUCCAUAUAGUUUCAACUUUCCAUAGAUGAAUAUUUAUAUAACUUUGUGCCACGUUUGACUUUUAUUCCGUUAAUAUUGUAAAACUUUUCGAACGAUUGAAAUACACAGUUGAAAAGAACAGAACGCUAGAUACGUUUAGAAUUAUUUGAAAUACGUUAUAUAAAUUAUAUUUACUUAAAAAAAAAAAA